GAAGUUCACGGCUAUAUGGGGCGUGGUGUGCAUAUAAAUGUGGCACAAUUUUGGCGGACCGUCAAUGUGAACUUGAACAGCAAAAUAACAACAUGUUUGUAAAACUGGCAGUAAUCGCUUGCACCCUGGCUUUUGCCUCCGCCGCCUACAACGGCCCCCUUGCCGGCGGCCAACCCGCCUCCCUCUACCCCGCCGGCGUUGAUCCCAAGGCCUGUCCCAACUACCCCAACUGCGCCAACCCUGCUGUAGCCGUUAACCAGAUAGCAGAGACCUACCAAGCUAGGCAAUACCAACCCGCCCCACAGUACCAGUCCGCCCCUCAAUACCAACCCGCCCCACAGUACCAACCCCAACAGUACACCGCCCCCGUCAACCAGUACAACCCCGCCUAUCCCCAACAGUACGCUCCUGCUACCCAGCAGCAGUACAGCUCUGAUAUCCAGGGCCGUUUGGACAGAGGCGAGUAUAUUGGAGAUGGUGACUAUCGCGGCGAGGGUCUCGCUGAAGCUCUAGCCCCGGGAUACGCAGGCCAACAAGCUUACGCUUCCCCAGCCUACAAUCAGGUGUCGCAAUACAACGCGGCUGCAUACACCCCGGCGGCGCCCCAAUACGCCCCCCAACAGCCCGCCCAAUUACCCGCAGGACUCGCCCCCGGGGCAUGCCCCAACUACCCCUUCUUGAUUCAACAAUAUGGAAUAUACAAGGCAGCAGGUUUGAGCUACAGGACCCUAACGGCUUGCCUCUUGUCUUUAACCAAUGGAGCGUACCAAGAACCCUCAGUAGGAGGCAAGUCCGCCGCCCGUUACCCAGCCGGACUGGACCCCAAGAGUUGUCCCAACUUCCCCGUAUGCACCAACUACGGCGUGUCUUCCGUUAAAGGCUUCGAGGAGCGACGUCGACUUCAAACAUCUUCCUCAUAUCAAGAAACACAAACUUUUCAACCUAAACAACCAAUUUAUCAACUCAGAUACACGGCAACCCCCAUUGUCCAACAGCAAAAAUACUCCCAACCCGAGUACGAGUACGUGCCAAGUUCUGCCCGGACUCAACAGUACAACCCACCUGCUCCAUCUAAACAACAAUAUGUAGCAGCACAACAGGAUAGCGAUCGUCCACAGUACGCUCCUCCUCAACGGUACAACUCUCGUCAACAGUAUGCCUCUCCUCAACCAUUUACCCCUUCCCAACAGUUUGCCCCUCGUCAACAGCACGCUGCUCCUCAAAAAUAUGCUCCUCCUCAACAAAGUGCCAAGUCUUCCAGAGAGGACCAGUACACACCUGAGCAGAGAAGAGCCUUGGACAGAGGAGAAUACAUCGGGGAUGGUGAUUACCACGGCGAAGGUCUAGAUGAAGCUGAAUAUCACCCAGGUCAACAACAAUCCUACCGGACUGCUGCUGCUACUCCAAGUGUCCAAUAUGACACUCCCGCUUAUCAGAAGGUCUCCGCGUUUCUUGCACAAUCCCAGAACGUCCGCCAAACACCUACGAACGAUUGCCGGAACCACGCCUAUUGCUAAAAUCUAAAUCGCACUGAACUCAACGAACCUGUAAAUAUUGUUAUA
This is a messenger RNA of Anoplophora glabripennis (Asian longhorned beetle), 1562 nucleotides long. Its product is annotated as vacuolar protein sorting-associated protein 27-like. The transcript has 6 exons. NCBI's taxonomy places the organism in Eukaryota, Metazoa, Arthropoda, Insecta, Coleoptera, Cerambycidae. The record is from RefSeq and is a predicted model, not a curated record. Bases 93 to 1517 code for a protein of 474 amino acids. Gene Ontology annotation, molecular function: structural constituent of cuticle.